This is a messenger RNA of Plasmodium gaboni, 6651 nucleotides long. RefSeq lists its product as hypothetical. Bases 1 to 6651 code for a protein of 2216 amino acids. The transcript has a single exon. The record is from RefSeq and is a predicted model, not a curated record. Lineage: Eukaryota; Apicomplexa; Aconoidasida; Haemosporida; Plasmodiidae. Gene Ontology annotation, molecular function: protein binding.
AUGAUUAAAAAUGUUUUUUAUUUGAAUUUUAUAUUUUCUUUUUUUCUAUUAAUAAUUAAAUGCGAUGACAAUGUGUCGAAUGAAAGGAAAGAAAUAUAUUUUGAUGAAGAUGAGAAUUUAAAAAUAUCUUCUUUUUAUGAUCCUUCUACAAAUAUAAAUUUGGAUGUAAGUGAGAAUGAUGAGUUGGCAUAUGUCUCUGAGGAGGUAGAUGAAAAGAAUAAAAAUAAGAAAGAAUAUAAAAAUAGGGAUAGUAAAAAUAAAGAAAAGGACGAAAAAAAGAAAGGUAUAUAUAAUAAGGAAAAUGCAAAGAAUAAUGAAGAUGUUAAUUAUAAUGUUGUUUUAAAGGAUGAUAAUAGAAGUGAGGAAGUUAUUAUUUUAAAGGAUGAUAAUAGAAGUGAGGAAGUUAUUAUGAUGGAAGAAAAAAGAAGUAAUAAUAAAGGAAGAGUGGAAUUUAAAGAAGAAAAGAAGAAUAAAAUGAAUGGUUAUGAUGAUAAUAAUAAGAAUCAUAAUAAUAAUAUCCAUGAUAGUAAUAUGUAUGAUAGUAGUUUUAUUGUUGAAUACAAUAAAAUGCUUGAUAAUUAUGAAAAUAUUUUAGAUGAGAUUAUAUUAAAAAGUCUGAAUAGGAAUAAUUAUAAUUAUUUGAAUAUGCUUGAUGAAUAUUCUCUUAAAAUUGGAAUGAAUAAAGAAAUGUAUGAUACGUUAAAUUAUUUGAUUAAAGUUAUGAAUAAAAAAAAUAGUAUGAAAAUUUUUUUAUCCUUUUCAAAUAAUGAAAAGAUGAAAAAAAUAAAAGAUGAAAUGAAUGAUAAAAUAUAUAUAAGACAUUUUAUUAUAUCUUUAUUUAGAUGGUAUAAUAAUUUUAAAUUAAAUGAAACAUGUUUUGAUAAGAAUAAUUUUAUUUAUUAUAUUGAUGAAAAUAAAAUAUAUUCUUAUAAAUAUAAUUAUAAGCUUAUGUUGAAUUUAUUUAGUUCUGAGAAUUUUUUAUAUUAUAUAAAUUUAAGUAAGAUAUCUUUAUUAGAAAUUAUUGAUAACUACAAUAAAUAUAGUUUUAUAAUUAAUAAUAUAAAAAGACAUUAUCCUAAUAAUAUGUAUCUAUGUCAAUCAUUUUAUGAUUUCAUUUAUUCUUAUUUCUUAAGUUAUAAUCAUCAUUUUUUUGAUAAACAUAAAUAUUUAAUAAAUAUGGAUAUAUGGAAUAAUUCAAUAAAAAGAAAAAGCAAAAAUGAAAAUCAUAAUUUAUAUAAAAAAUUAAAAAAACUAAAUCAUAAUUUAAUAUUAUAUAAUUAUAUAAAAAAUGAUGAUACAGAAAUUAAACAUUAUAUUAAAUUAGAAAUGAAUAUGAUAUUUUUAAAUUUUUCAAAUUUAUUAAUAGAUUUAUUGAAUAAAAUAUAUAAUAUAGAUUAUCAUGAUAAUAUAAAACAUCAAACUGUUAAUCUGGAGAGAGGAAUUCCAAAUAAUUCUAUAAAUAAAAAAAAUAAUAAUAUUGUUCACACAUCGUUCGGAGAUGCUACGGAUUUAAAAUCAAAGGAUUCUAACUUAUUAUUCUUAAAUGAAAAUUAUAAGGAAGAAAAAAUUUCAGAUAAUAAUAAGUCCAUGGAACAUUAUGCAACUAAUAAAAGUGAUGAUAUGAUAUAUAAUAAUGUAUAUAAUGGUGACCUUAAAAAGAGUGAGGAUUUAUUAAACAAUAGUAUUGAGGGUAUAGAUGAGUCAUCUGUUAAUACAAAUAAUAAUAAAAAUGAUACAAAAGAAUCUGAGAGUGAUGUAUGGAAUUUACUAAUGGAUUCAUAUAAGAAAUUAGAAAAUGAUGAAAAUUUCAAAAAAUAUAAUAAAUAUAUAUUAAAAAAUUUAGAUAAAUUUCUGAAUAUGUCUUCUGAAAAGAUAGAAGAUAUGAAUAGUUAUAAAAAUAAAUAUGAAUUAAAAGAAGGCAUAAUAUAUAAUAAGGUUGAUGAUAAAUAUAUUCCUUUAAUAUUUAAUCCUACUAAAGAUGUAUUUACAUCUAUUAAUCAAAUUAAUAUUAAAGGCAAAAUCAACUUUUUUAAUAUAUAUGAAUAUUUAAUAACUAUUACAAAAUAUAAAGAAAAUAAAAACUUCUAUGAUGAUUUUUUAAAGUGUAGAAGAGAAACGUUUUUUACAGAUCAACAUUUAAUAAAGAAUUAUGUUAUGAAUAAACAGGAAGAGUUAAAAAAUAAUAUUAGAAAUUUGAUUCGUAUGAAUGAAGUAUCAUCAAAUGAAGGAAAUAAGAAGAAUUAUAUUGAUAUGAUAUAUAAAAAAUAUGGAUCAUACGAAUAUGAUAAUAAUAUAUCAAAUGGUUUUAAUAAUAAUAAUAACAUAUCAAAUGGUUAUAAUAACAUAUCAAAUGGUUAUAAUAACAAUAUAUACAAUAUAUAUGAUAAGAAGACAUCUAAUUUUUUGUAUCAUAAGGAUAAUGUUAAAAAUUAUCAUGACAAGAAUGGAAGUAUGAAAAUCUAUGAUUAUUAUAAUAAUAUAAAUUUAAAUAUCUUUACGCCAGCUGCUAUAAAUAUGAAAGAUAAAAUAUAUGAUCAAUUAAAAUUAUUAAGAAGUAAUUUUGUUGAGAAAUUAAAAAAUGAGUCUAUUUGUGUUUUAUCAUUUUUAUAUUUAAUAGGUAUAAAUGAUGAUAAUGGAAGGUUACAUUUCCCAUAUGGAUUUCCAAGAAAUAUUGAUUAUUCUGUUAAGCUUAUAAGAGAAGGAAAAGAUGGCUUAUGUAAUUUUUUGAGUGGUGUUUUAUAUCAUAUUAAUUUGCCUAUAUUUGUAAAUAAUUCUUCUAUAUCUAUAAGUACAGAGAUGAAUGAUGAUAUUUUUGAAAUAAAUGAUAAUUCUAUAAAUAGUUUUUUUUAUAUAUAUUAUAAAAAUAAUGAAAAUAUAAGAAAUCAUGAUUUUUUAUCUGAUGAAAAUAGAAUAAUACCAAGGAAAGAUGAUAAUAUAAAAUCUAAAAUUAUAUCAUAUUCUUUAGGUUCAACAAAAGAUGAUUUUUUUAGUAAAUUAGCUUUUACAAAUAAUGUUAUUAGAUUAAAAUAUAAGAAUAAAACAAAUAACACAUAUUUAAAAGACUAUUUUGAUUUUACUUUUGAUAAAAUAAAUUAUAAAAAUUCAGUAAUAAAAAAUAAUAUAUCUCCAUUUUUAACUACAUGUGAUUAUUUAUUGAGUAAUAUAUUAGGAGCUGUGGUUGAUUCUUUGAGAAAUUCUUCUACUCUUGAAAGUGGUGUCUAUGAAGAAAAUAUAAAUGAUAAGAAUAAAAAUAUAAUUCAAAAUAGUGUAGUACAAAAUAAAAAUUUAUUUGAAUAUUUUGUAAAGCUAGCUGAUAAUAGAAAUUCUUAUGCUUUAGCAGCAUUAGGUGAAAUAUAUUAUUUAGGAAAUGAAAGUAUAGGAAUUGAAAGAGAUGAAAUAAAAGCAUUUGAAUUCUGGAAGAAGGCAGCAGAUCAAGGUGAUACAACAUCAGCAUUGUCUACAGGUUAUGCAUAUUUAGAUGAGUAUAAAAAGUUUUUAAAAAAAGAAGAAAUUCUUAAAAAUAUGGAUAGAGAGGAUAUAUUAACAAUGAUACAUAUGGAAAAUUCAAACAAGGACCAAAAAAAUGUUACUCUAGAAAUGUUACAAGAAUCUAGUGAGAAAAAGAAGAACAAGAAGAAAAACGAAAAGACACACGAUGGAGUUGCACAUACUCAUGGUGAUAUAAAUGCAGAUAGAUAUGAUAAUAUUGAUGAAUCCAAAGGAAGCCAUGGAUCUUUUGAUGGCUUCCCUAUGCCAUCAUCUGGUGGAUUAAACAAUCUUAAUGGUAGAAAUAAUACAAAUAUAUCAAAUAAUGUUAAUAUAUCAAAUAAUGUUAAUAUAUCAAAUAAUGUUAAUGUAUCAAAUAAUGUUAAUGUAUCAAAUAAUGUUAAUGCAUCAAAUAAUGUUAAUGCAUCAAAUAAUGUUAAUGUAUCAAAUAAUGUUAAUGUAUCAAAUAAUGUUAAUGUAUCAAAUAAUAUUAACUCCCAGGCAAACAUAAAUUCACAAAACAAUAUUAAUAAUGUAAAUUUUUUUGACGACAAUGCAUAUACUCAACAACCUUCUUAUGGCGAGUGGACGAACCCUAGCGACGACCUUUUUAAUAAUUCCUUUUCUUCGUCUCUUCCUAGUUCCUUUCUCUUUGAUAUACCUGAAGGAUCUGAGUAUGAGCAUGGGACAGAGAAUAUAUUGGAUGAUCACAUGAAUUUUUUUAAUAUGAACAAUAAAAAACAUGAGCAACAAGGAGGACAUAAUAAUAACAGUAGUGGUGUGUGGAAUGAGGAGAAUGAGGAAAUAAUAAAAAAGUAUAUGAAAGAUUUAAAUGAGGAUAUGAAUAAAUCUUUAAAGAAUGCAGAAGAAUAUUUUCACAAAGCAAUAAGAAAUAAUGAUGAUAAUUUAGAAAAUAUAUUAGCAAAAUAUAAUAUAUAUAAAUAUGGAUUAGGAACAGAAAAAAAUAUAGAAUUAGCUGGAUUAUAUUUAAAAAAAGCAGCUGACAAAGGUGAUAAUAUAUCUCAAAUGUUAUUAGGACAUUAUUAUUCAGGUUCAGAUAUAGGUAUCAAAUUGAAUGAUUAUAAGGAUGAUGAUAAAGUAGAGAAUUUAAGAAAAUCUUAUAAAUAUUAUAAGAUGUCUGCACAAAAUGGAAAUAUUAUAUCUUUAUAUAAUAAGAGUAUAUUAAUAUUAAAAGGUGUUAAUCCUAAAUAUAAAACAUUUAAUGAAAAAUGUGAGAAGACUUUAAAACAUUUUCAUUUCAUAGGAUUAUUUAAUGAAAGAUUAUAUGUGUUAACUAAAUUAUUAAGAAGAAAUUAUCAAUUUAAAGAUUAUACAGGUUCUUUAUUGUUAUCUAUUAUGUUGUCAGAGUUAGGUGAUCAUGCAAAUAAUGUAAAUGCUUCUAUGCUAUGGACAUUAAAAAGAAAAACUAUGCAAGAAUUUACAGAAAAGUAUAAUAUUGUUGAGAAUAUAAAAACAUCCUUGAUAAAGGAAUUAAAGAAAAAAGAGGAGCAAGACAAAAAAAAUAUAAAUAUAAAAAAAAACAACAACAAUAAUGAUAAUAAUAAUAAUAAUUAUAAUAAUAAUAUUGAAGGACCCAUUUCUUAUUCUAAUCAAAAAAAUACAAAUGAACACAUUAAAAGAAUAUAUAAGAAGAAUAAAAAUGCCAGGUAUUCCUUUUCAAAGGUAUCUAAUAUGUAUUCUAUGUCUUUAUUGACAAACUGUAGCAUGCUUUCCGAAUUUUUGGAGAAGCGUCCUUUAUUUUUGAGAAUAAUAUAUUGUUAUAAUUUUAAGAAAGAGUUAUAUAUGUAUUAUAAUAGAUCGUCUUGGUUUACUUAUAAAAUGAUGAAGAUGCAACGUGAAGAGGAUUUAUUGGAUACAUCUGAAGGAUGGAAUAGUGUGAAUACAAAAGAUUUUAAUGAGAAUAUACAAAGUUAUAAUAGGAAUAGAAAGGAUUAUGUUGAUACUAAUUCUGUAUUAAAUAAAUAUCAUAAUAAUGAUAAUUAUAAUUAUUCUUAUUAUAAGAAAAAGGAUGAAAGAAAGAAUAGUAACAAAAAUGAGAAUUUUAAUACAUCAAAGAAUAAAAAAGAAGAAAAAAAAGAUAAUAAAAUAACAUAUCAUGAUACAUAUGCCUUAUGUAAAAAAUAUAGCCAAAUUGAAUUAUAUGAAAAAUAUGAUAAGAUAAUUUUAAAUACAUUAAAAAAAGACGAUGAAGUGGAAGAAAAACUAAACAAGUUAGAACAUAUGAAAAGUAUUAUAUUAGAACACUUAAGGAUUAGUGAGUUCUUACAUUGUUAUUAUAAACCUAUAUCAUAUUAUCAAAUAAAAUUAGAAGAAGAAAAGGAAAAAAGAGGAAAAAUAGAAGAACAUAUAUAUGAUGAAGAAAGAUAUUAUAAGAGUGAUAAAUCUCAUUAUAAUAAUUUUUAUUCAAAUAAAUGGAAGACUAUGAAAGAUUAUAAUAUAAAAGAUUUGUAUGAAUCUGAAUUUUAUAGAUACUCUGUUUUUUUAGAAAAUGUAGAUAUGAAAGAAAUAUUUAAUUAUAAAAAGAAAUAUUCCUCGAAUAUAUUUGAUGAAAUUCAAAGUUUUUCUAAAAAUUGUGAAGUUUGUAAGCAAUAUUAUGAUAUAUAUUCAGCAUAUUAUGGACAUAAAAAGUCAGGAAUUAAUUUGGUUAAGAAAUAUAGAGAAGGUGAUGAAUUUACAAUAAAAAGUAAAAGAAAAGAAUUACAAUUCUUGAUAAGGAAUUCAGAUGAAGAUAAUCAUCAAUCACUAUAUUAUAAGGCUCUUUUUUUAGAACAUAAUAAUUUAGAUAAUUUAAAAAAUAUUUUACAAAUAUAUUUCAAACUAGCAACAGAUGAUCAUAAUACAUGUAAUGUUAUUGGUUUUUUAGGUAUUAUCAAAAUAUUUUUUAAAAAGCUAUUUUUCGAUUUUAAUAUAUUUAAUAAAAAUAAUAAAAAGAGUAUAUUAGCUUUUCCUUUAAAAAACAAAACAUUUUAUGAUGAUAAUUUAUGUUCUUUACAAAAAAAUAUUUUAUUGAAAUCUGAAUUUGAUAACAAAUGUUUUAACUUUGAUUAUUUAUUGAAAAAUAAUUAUAUUUAUUCUCAAAUUAGGUAUUCUGACUUUUUUAAGGUUUUGUAUAAUUUGAUACUCUCUUUUUUUAAAAUUAUAUGA